Anopheles marshallii is the source of this 1293-nucleotide messenger RNA. It is a transcript of the gene IFT52, whose product is annotated as intraflagellar transport protein 52 homolog. The transcript is spliced from 7 exons. Gene Ontology annotation, cellular component: centriole; intraciliary transport particle B; cilium. The record is from RefSeq and is a predicted model, not a curated record. NCBI's taxonomy places the organism in Eukaryota, Metazoa, Arthropoda, Insecta, Diptera, Culicidae. The coding region runs from base 1 to 1293 and encodes 430 amino acids. Gene Ontology annotation, biological process: cilium assembly; intraciliary transport.
AUGAGCAACGCAACGAUUUUGUUUAAUGUUUCCAAAAACGAGCUGUUCAAGCUGGCAGACAAUCUCAAAACGCUGCAUAGAAAGCUGAAGGUGAACCAUCGGGUGGAAAGUAAUAAAAGUGAGAUCACCCCGGAAAUACUUAAAACGGCCACCGUAUUCGUGCUGGCAGGACCACAGGAGAAAUUCACCGAGACAGAAUUUCAGCACUUGAAGGACUACAUUAACGAUGGAGGAAGAUUAUUACUGUUGCUCGGUGAAGGCGGCGAAGUUCAGUUCAACACCAAUGUAAACUUUCUGCUGGAAGACUACGGAAUGACUAUCAACAAUGAUGUUGUUGUGCGGCCACAGUACUACAAAUAUUUUCAUCCCAAGGAAGCACUCAUCAGUGGUGGUGUAAGUUGCGACUCGAUGAACAAUCUACUGCUGGACGCAAGCAAAAGCAUCCUGACGUCGUUCGAUUUCAUGGACGAUAAAUACAAAGUUGAGUUUGUCUAUCCGUACGGAGCGACGAUGAACGUUAUUAGCCCCGCGAACGUUCUGCUCACGACCGGCCCGGUAGUGUAUCCUUUCAAUCGACCGCUGGCCGGCAUUUUUCAGAACGAAAACAACGGCAAGCUCAUCGCCAUCGGGUCUGGUCAUAUGUUUCAGGACAAGUACAUCUCUAACGAGGUAAACACGGCCCUCUGGGAUAGCUUGCUGACAAUGAUACUGCAGGAUGAGUUCAAAUUCAAAACGUCCGACUUCAACGACCUGGAGAUAAAUGACUACGCCGUCAUACCCGAUACGAUCUAUCUGGCCGAGCAGCCGAAGAUAUGUCUUAUGGAUUCGCUCGAUUACGACAUUCCGGCCGACUUCAAGAAGCUAUUUGAUAUGUCUCUAUACUCGAUCAACAACGAUCUGUUGCGCGAUGUUAUCGGCACUUACGAAAAGCUGGACGUACAAUAUGAACCGCUCAAGAUCAUCAAACCGCAGUUCGAGAUUCCUUUGCCGCCACUGCAACUUGCGGUGUUCCAGCCGAUAUUCAGUGACCUGGCGGCGCCUCCUCUAGAGCUGUUUGAUCUGGACGAAGCCUUCAGCUCGGAAAAGGUCCAAAUCGCUCAGUUAACCAACAAAUGUCUCACACCGGCGCACGAAGGGCAACAUCAGAUCGACGAAAAGGAGUUGGGAUAUUUCAUACAAGAGUGCGGGCGUAUUCUAAAGGUUUGCCAGGACGAUCAGAAGAUGUCGCCGAAGGAAAUACUCAAUGCAAUUAGCGUCAAAAUUGCACACUACAAAAAGUUGGACAAGGACUAA